UGGAAGUCCUUGCGUUUGCAUUCGAAUCACCUAUACCACCCCUGUAUGGUACUAGUAUUUCUUUGAAAGCUACUGGAUAAACAAAUUCGGAUGUUGUAGUAGAAUCUAAGAAACAUUACCCGCGGAAAUUUGUUGCAGUGACAUUAUCAUUUAAUCACUUUGAACAAGAUAAACCAUGAAUUCAUCUAAUUGAUUUAUCCAUUUGAAAUAUCUGGGGUCAUAUAUCUGCUCGAAAGGGCAUUGGGUUUUUCCCAAUAUUGGGUUGAAACUCGAAAGGGAUAAUGGAGAGGAGUGAACCUAAGAAGGACGUGAAAUUGCCUCUGCUGGACGGCUGGAAGCUCGGUGGACGCGGGCGGCGUAGCCAGCAAUUUUCCAGGCGGAACUCUGUUGCCUCGCUCCGCAGCGAUUUCCUGGCUCGUCUACCGGAUAACGUCCGCUCCUGCGUUGACCCAGAGUCUCCUUCUCCGCCUCACCUCUCCAAAUGUUCUUCCUUGACGAAAGGAGAAAAAGAAUAUUAUGAAAAACAAUUUGCAACUUUACAAUCAUUUGAAAGUGUUGAUAUCGUGAGUGCAUCUAACUCGACUGAUGAAGAUCUUGAGGAAUCAGCCCAACAUGAGAGAGCAAUGAAGAUUUCCAAUUACGUGAAUGUAUUAUUACUGGCUCUUAAGAGUUAUGCUACAGUUAAAAGUGGGUCUUUAGCUAUUGCUGCAUCAACAUUGGAUUCUUUACUUGAUGUCAUGGCUGGCGGCAUAUUAUGGCUCACUCACUUGUCAAUGAAAAACAUAAAUAUCUACCAAUAUCCCAUUGGGAAACUGAGAAUGCAGCCAGUUGGCAUUAUUAUAUUUGCUGCAGUCAUGGCUACAUUGGGCUUUCAGGUAUUGGUUCAAGCCGUCGAACAACUUCUUGAAAAUAAAGCAUCUGAAAGUUUGACCUCAGAUCAGCUAACAUGGCUGUAUAGCAUCAUGAUAACUUCCACCGUUGUAAAACUUGGUCUUUGGAUCUACUGUAAGAAUUCAGGAAAUGAGAUUGUUCGAGCUUAUGCAAAGGAUCACUAUUUUGACGUUGUUACAAAUGUAGUUGGAUUGAUAGCGGCUGUACUUGGAGAUAAAUUUUACUGGUGGAUUGAUCCUACCGGGGCCAUUGUCCUUGCAAUUUACACGAUUGUAAAUUGGUCAGCAACCGUCCUAGAGAAUGCAGCAUCACUGAUAGGACGAUCAGCCCCUCCUGAAGUAUUGCAGAAGUUAACUUAUCUAGUAGUCGGGCACCCUCAAGUGCAACGCGUUGACACUGUCCGAGCAUAUACUUUUGGUGUCUUGUACUUUGUUGAGGUUGAUAUUGAACUACCAGAAGAUUUGCCCUUGAAAGAAGCUCACACCAUAGGAGAGAAUCUUCAAAUAAAGAUUGAGAAACUUCCUGAAGUAGAACGAGCAUUUGUUCAUCUUGAUUAUGAGUGUGACCACAAACCUGAGCAUUCUGUACUCAGCCGGCUGCCCAACAGUGAACCCUAAUAUCGCAAACAUCUCAGUGUGUGCCUCAAGCGUUUUGCUUGUAGAUAUUUGCUAUUGCUUCUACCUUAAAAAAGUGGGGUUUUAAAGUGAUUUUGGGAAAAAUGUUUAAUACGG
Messenger RNA from Cuscuta europaea, 1622 nucleotides. The record is from the annotation of a GenBank genome assembly. Lineage: Eukaryota; Viridiplantae; Streptophyta; Magnoliopsida; Solanales; Convolvulaceae.